Physella acuta is the source of this 1658-nucleotide messenger RNA. RefSeq names its product inactive pancreatic lipase-related protein 1. Gene Ontology annotation, biological process: lipid catabolic process. The record is from RefSeq and is a predicted model, not a curated record. NCBI's taxonomy places the organism in Eukaryota, Metazoa, Mollusca, Gastropoda, Physidae. Gene Ontology annotation, molecular function: lipase activity; protein binding.
ACUGGCCCAAGUUUGCUGGCAACAGUCUCACUAAGCCUAGGGUCAGCAAUGGAUGUCUGGUGGUUUCUGCUUUUCUCUGCCGUGGUCUGUGAAGAGCUGAAGGCUGACACACAGGGAAAACGAGAAGUUGCCUGCUAUGACCAACUAGGAUGUUUCGCCGCAGAAGGACCGUUUGGCUACAGCCCACAACGGCCGCUAACGGUGACGCCUGAGGACCCAGCUAAAAUAGGAACAAUAUUCAAAUUGUAUACCCGGGAUGGUCUGACGUCAUCAUUAGACCUCCAGGCCACCAGUCUCGACACACUGACCUCGGUCUGGCCCCAGUUUAUCGUCAGGCCAACCAAGAUUUUGGCCCACGGGUUUUUAGACAACAUCUCGGAAACUCCUUACCAGAAGGACUUAAAAGACGAGCUGUUAAAGUAUGGCGACUUCAAUGUUAUCAUUGUUGACUGGGCUAAGGGCAACAGACCCCCAUACACGCAAGCUACGGCUAACACAAGAAUUGUUGGAGCGCAGAUAGCUUUGUUGGUUAAUCAGCUGAUCAGAACUUCAAACAUGUCGGCAGCAGAUUUCCAUUUGAUUGGCCACAGUCUAGGGGCUCAUAUCUGUGGGUACGCCGGAGAGAGAAUACCGGGAUUAGGGAGAAUCUCUGGAAUAGAUCCUGCCGGUCCAUACUUUGAGAAUACCGAUCCGGCAGUCCGGCUCGACCCUACCGAUGCGCUUUACGUGGAUGCCAUACACACUGACGGUGAAACAUUACUAGAACUGGCAUUAGGAAUGAAGGCGUCUGUAGGUCAUGUUGACUUUUACCCAAAUCUCGGCCAUGACCAGCCUGGGUGUAACAGAAAUCCUUUCAAGCAGAUCUCUGAGUGGGGCAUUACACAAGGCUCAGUGGAACUCCUGAUAUGUAAUCAUAUGAGAGCCUUCCAUUACUUUGUUGAAAGCAUCAACUCCAAGUGUCCUUUUUUAGGUUUUCCUUGCGACAAUGAAGAUGACUAUAAAAACGGUCGAUGUGACGAGUGUGGACCAGAUGGAUGUAUCAGAAUGGGUUACCAUGCCGACCAGAACAAGCCAACCAAUGGGAGAACGACACGUGUCUACAUGACCACAGCCAACAAGCAGCCAUUUUGUGAAUACCACCUAGAUGUGUCUGUGAAAAUAAGCGCUACUCAGGGCCAAGAGGAGAGAGGAGAAUUGACUGCUCUAAUUUCUGGAGAAAAUGGAAUCAUUGGACCUUUUCUGCUCAACCCAGUCCCGGUCAACUUCCAGCUGAGUGACGUGCACACGUUUCACGUGCACACUAGCACUGACGUCGGGAAUAUCCGCACCGUGACCUUGUCGUUCCAGCAGAUGUUUGAACUGCUGGACCCUCUACACUGGAACCUGUUCGGUCUCCGGCAGCCAAAAAUUGUUGUGGACGAGAUCAGCGUCAGCCGUCUGGAGGCCAAAACUGAGAGCAGAUUCUGUACAGGUGGGUUAAGCAUCCAGACAGGUCAUGCUAUAGCUGCCUCCACCCCUUGUCUGUGAGCUCAAGUCUAGCCUGGGAAAAUGACGAUUAACACACAUUAAGAAAAGAGAGAAUUUAUUCAUUUAUGUUGUCAUGUUUUUAUUCUUGGUUUAUGUAGCAAUACAUAAUAUAUUCAUAAUACAUAAUACAU